AGGGAUCACAUCAGUCAGAGUUUAGGUGACUGAGCGAUCUUGGAUCAACUUGGAAGAUGAAUUUCACCAUUUUAUUGUUUGUGUCGAUGUUCUGCGGCUUGAUUUUGGCCCAGAAUGAUGCUCCUGAUGCUACUGGAACAGAAGAAACUGGUGAAACAAAGUCCUGUUAUCCUGACAUGUGUGAUCUCCUGACAGAGUUUGGUGCCAUGAGAGAAAAACUCACAUCUGUGGAAACCAGACUGGCGGCCAGUGAAACCAGACUGAAGGAGAGUGAAGCCAGACUGAAAGACAGUGAAAACCAGAUUCUGGAACUGAGAAACAAAGAAAGGACCAAGGUGAUGUUCAGUACAGCAAUAGGACAAGGUAACAAACACAUUGGACCCUUCAACACAGACACAACUUUAAUCUACAGAAGAGUGAUAACAAACAUCGGUGGUGCCUACAGUCCAUCCACAGGUAUCUUCACUGCACCUGUUGCAGGUGUUUAUUAUUUUACAAUCUUCUAUCAUGCUGGAGGAACAACGCCGGGAAUGCUGUUGCUGUACAAGAACGAUGACUUGGUGGUCGUGACCCAUGAUUACAUCUCAGACGGAGCUGAUAACGGAGGAAAUGCAGCAUUCCUACAGCUGCAGCCAAGAGACCAGGUGUAUGUGCGCUUGGGUGCAAACUCACAUGUUUGGGGAGCCGACUACAGUACAACCUUCAGUGGUUUUCUGGUCACUCAAAUGUGAGAAUCGAUGUAUAUCUUGUGAAUCGAUUAAUUUCUGUGUGAAGAUGGAUGUAAACAUCUGAUAUCACUAUAUACAUAUAUCAUUGCCAUUGUAUUUUAAAAUAUGAUGAAACAGAAAGGUUUUUGCUGAUAAUAUAAAGUCUGAAAAU
This is a messenger RNA of Perca fluviatilis (European perch), 879 nucleotides long. RefSeq names its product complement C1q-like protein 2. The coding region runs from base 57 to 731 and encodes 224 amino acids. The record is from RefSeq and is a predicted model, not a curated record. NCBI's taxonomy places the organism in Eukaryota, Metazoa, Chordata, Actinopteri, Perciformes, Percidae. Gene Ontology annotation, molecular function: protein binding. The transcript is spliced from 3 exons.